GUGGUUCUGGCGGAGGGCCGGCCCCGGCUCUCGCCUUUUCCUCUCUUCCUUUCUGUCCUUGCCAGCCACCGUCGGCAGCGCUGCGCGGCGGGGCGAUGGCGGCGGCCGGGCGCGGCGGUGUCCUCUGGCAGCAAGCAGCAAGUUGGCUGCGGGCGGCGCGGGCCGCCGCUGCGGCGCCCUCAGGGGCACGGGCGGCUUCGGGUCUGACCAAGGAUCAACUGCCCGGGCCAUACCCAAGAACGGCGGAGGAGCGGGCGGCAGCCGCCAAGAAGUACAACAUGCGAGUGGAGGACUACCAGCCCUACCCUGACGACGGCUUCGGGUAUGGUGAUUAUCCCAUGCUCCCUAAUAAGUCCAUACAUGAGCGAGACCCCUGGUACCAGUGGGACCAGCCAGAUGUGAGGCGCAACUGGGGAGAGCCGAUGCACUGGGACUUUGACAUGUAUAUUCGGAAUCGUGUUGAUACAUCACCUACUCCAGUUCCAUGGCAUACUAUGCGCAACCACUUCCUGAUUUUUUUGGGUACCAUGCUGGUCAUGUUUGCUGUUGGAGAGAUCUAUCCAUCUUACAGGCCUGUGGGACCGAAGCAGUAUCCCUUCAAUGAUCUGUAUCUGGAGAAAGGAGGGGACCCCGAUAAAGAGCCACCAGUUGUGACGCACUACAAAAUCUGAAAGCUGCUGGAAGUGCUUUUUAUCCUGCACUAGCUCUGCUGGGGCUGGCAUCUUCUUUAGUUUUCACUGCAGCAUAAGUUAAUGCUUGUUCUUCAACAUUGAACCACUAACUGCAGUGAAAUAUAUCAAUGAUACCUGUU
Molecule: messenger RNA, 811 nt
Organism: Lagopus muta (rock ptarmigan)
Lineage: Eukaryota; Metazoa; Chordata; Aves; Galliformes; Phasianidae
Gene: NDUFB8
Product: NADH:ubiquinone oxidoreductase subunit B8
Exons: 5
Coding region: 96-671 (191 amino acids)
Biological process (GO): mitochondrial electron transport, NADH to ubiquinone
Cellular component (GO): mitochondrion
Source: RefSeq, a predicted model, not a curated record